Messenger RNA from Cricetulus griseus (Chinese hamster), 1838 nucleotides. The record is from RefSeq and is a predicted model, not a curated record. Lineage: Eukaryota; Metazoa; Chordata; Mammalia; Rodentia; Cricetidae.
GCUUCCCGACAAGCGUCAGGAAUUCCGGGGUUUACACCAACUGAAGAAAAAGAUGGUAACCUUCCAGACAUUGUGAACAGUGGGAGUUUGCAUGAGUUCCUGGUUAAUUUGCAUGAAAGAUAUGGGCCUGUGGCCUCUUUCUGGUUUGGCAGGCGUCUUGUGGUCAGCUUGGGCACUGCCGACGUCCUGAAGCAGCACUUCAACCCCAAUAAAACUUCGGACCCAUUUGAAACCAUGUUGAAGUCAUUACUAGGGUAUCACUCUGGUGGCGGGAGUGUGAGUGAAGACCACAUGAGGAGGAAACUGUAUGGAAAUGCCAUGACGGCUGCUUUGCAGAGUAACUUUCCUCUCCUGGUAAAGCUUUCAGAAGAAUUGUUGGAUAAAUGGCUGUCCUACCCAGAGACCCAGCAUGUACCCCUGAGCCAGCAUGUCCUUGGUUUUGCUUUGAAGUCUGUCACACGGUUGGCACUGGGUAGCACGUUUGAAGAAGAGCAGGAAGUCAUCCACUUCCAAAAGAUUCAUGGCACUGUUUGGUCUGAGAUUGGAAAAGGCUUUCUAGAUGGGUCACUUGAUAAAAAUGCCACUCGGAAAAAACAGUAUGAAGAUGCCCUCAUGCAGUUGGAAUCUAUUUUAAAGAAAAUCAUAAAGGAACGAAAAGGAAGGAACUUCGGUCAACACAUCUUCAUUGACUUCUUAAUGCAAGGAAACCUCAAUGAGCAGCAGAUCCUAGAAGACAGUAUGAUAUUUUCUCUGGCCGGUUGCAUAAUAACUGCAAAGUUGUGUACCUGGGCAAUCUGUUUUCUGACAACAUCUGAAGAAGUUCAGAAGAAGCUAUAUAAGGAGAUAGACCAAGUUUUUGGAAAGGGUCCUAUUACUUCAGAGAAAACUGAGCAGCUAAGAUAUUGCCAGCAAGUGCUUUGUGAAACUGUUCGGACUGCCAGACUAACCCCAGUUUGUGCCCGGCUUCAAGACAUUGAAGGAAAGGUUGGCCCAUUUGUUAUUCCUAAGGAGACCCUCGUCCUUUAUGCCCUCGGUGUGGUUCUUCAGGACCCCAGCACUUGGCCAUCACCGCACAAGUUUGAUCCAGAUCGCUUUGCUGACGAAUCAGUGAUGAAAGUGUUUUCCUCACUUGGCUUUUCAGGGACAUGGGAAUGCCCAGAACUGAGGUUUGCUUACACGGUGGCCACAGUGCUAGUGAGCGUGCUGGUGAGGAGACUGCACCUGCUUGCUGUGGAGGGACAAGUUUUUGAGAUGAAGUAUGAACUGGUCACAUCAUCAAGGGAAGAAGCGUGGAUCACUGUCUCCAAAAGACACUAGACAUUAGUCUUUAUUAAGUAGAUGGAGGGAAAUGCCUAUGUAGAAUCUGUGCUGAGUCCUUUUACAAACCCAGCAUCAUUUUGUAAUGUAAAACCUAUCAGUGCUUUGUGAAGUACAUAUGGAUUUUUAUAUACCAAAAUUUCUUAAUGUGUAAUACACAUUCAUACUUAUUGCACCAAUAUAUUGACAAUUUUAAUAGGAAAGUUUAAUUUUUUUAAUUUGCAUCACUUUCUAAGCCAUUAUUUUUAAUCUUGAUUUUUCUUAGGUUGAUCUGCCUCUCUAUAUAUAGUUUUUCUUCCCGAGACAGGGUUUUUUUGUGUAGCCUUGGCUGUCCUGGAACUCACUCUGUAGAACAGGUUGGCCUCAAACUCAUAGAGAUAUGGGCCACCACCAUCUGGCUCAAAUGAAUAACCUUAGAAGUGAAUUCCUUUGUGUAAGUGGGAGAAUCAUGUUUUCUGAAUAUUCAUAAAGAGAAACAAUGCUACCUCCUUUUGCUUUCUAAUAAAUCACCUAUCACUCUG